Molecule: messenger RNA, 1686 nt
Organism: Trichomycterus rosablanca
Lineage: Eukaryota; Metazoa; Chordata; Actinopteri; Siluriformes; Trichomycteridae
Product: 4-galactosyl-N-acetylglucosaminide 3-alpha-L-fucosyltransferase 9-like
Exons: 1
Coding region: 1-1035 (344 amino acids)
Cellular component (GO): membrane
Molecular function (GO): alpha-(1->3)-fucosyltransferase activity
Source: RefSeq, a predicted model, not a curated record
AUGAAGUUCGUCUUCUUGCUGGGACGCAGAAUGAUCGUGCUGAUCGUCCUGGUGCUGCUGGGGUUGGAAGGAAUUUUCUACGUAUACUACACGCCGUCGGCGAAGCCUUUGUUUAUUGAUUCUGCAGGACCAACCAGAGACACGCUGGUUCUGAUUUGGGACUGUCCGUUCGGGCAUCGGAUUUGGAGACAGUCCUGCAGGAAGCAGUUCGACAUCAGCGGCUGUCGGCUGACCAACAACCACAGCGAUUACGAGAACGCCGACGGAGUUAUGUUUCACCACCGAGACAUUCAGCAAAACGUAUCCAAGCUGUGGAACAUGUCUCGCCCACCCUGGCAGAAAUGGGUGUGGAUGAACAUGGAGUCUCCGGAAAACUCGCACAGAGCACCCGGUCUGGACGAACUCUUCAAUCUCACCGCGACUUAUCGGCGGGACUCCGACGUCUGGGUUCCUUACGGACGAAUCGUACAAGCUUCAGACCAGCACCAAGCCUUUAAAAUACCAGAGAAGGAUAAACUAGUCUGCUGGGUCGUUAAAAACUGGAAUCAACGUUUAAAACGAGUGGAAUACUUUAAAAAAUUACGCAAACACAUCAAUAUAGAUACGUACGGCGGCUACUUCAACAAAGUUCUUAAUUUAACGGAAUAUUUUCAAACCAUAUCGAGCUGUAAAUUCUACCUAGCGUUCGAGAACUCCAUCCAUAGGGACUACUUCACGGAAAAGCUCUUUAAUCCCAUGAGUGUCGGCACCGUCCCAGUGGUUCUCGGUCCACCCCGAGAGAACUACGAGGAGUUCCUACCGGCCCAUUCGUUCAUCCACGUGGACGAUUUUGAAUCGCCCCGAGAACUGGCGAAAUAUUUGACAUUUCUGGACCAGAAUCCGGAUUUUUAUGAACGGUACUUCACCUGGAGGAAGCAUUUCGCCGUCACGCGUUCCAGCUUUGCUCUAGAACACGCCUGUCGAAUCUGCGACUAUUUAAGACGACAGAAGGGGUACAGAGUCGUAAAAAAUCUCAGUACAUGGUACUGGAGUUAGCUAGCAUGUAGAUAUUGUGUAGUAAAUUAUUUAUGAUCUCAAUUGAAAUGUCUCCAUUUUUAUAUCUGUUCAAUAUUCAGCUUGCCAGUAUACACCGAUCAGGCAUAACAUCAUGACCACUGACAGGUGAAGUGAAUAACACUGAUUAUCUCUUCAUCACGGCACCUGUUAGUGGGGGGGAUAUAUUAGGCAGCAAGUGACAUUUUAUCCUCAAAGUUGAUGUUAGAAGCAGGAAAAAUGGGCGAGCGUGAGGAUCUGAGUUUGACGAGGACCAAAUUGUGAUGGCUAGACGACUGGGUCAGAGCAUCUCCAAAACUGCAGCUGUUGUGGAGGGUUCCUGGAAGGAACAGUGCUAAACAUGGGUGGCCAAGGCUCAAUUGAUGCACGUGGGUAGCGAAUUCGGCUGGUCCGUGUGGUCCGAUCCAACAGACGAGCUACUGUAGCUCAGACUGCUGAAGAAGUUCAUGCUGGUUCUGAUAGAAAGGUGUCAGAAUACACAGAACAUCACAGUUUGUUGCGUAUGGGGCAAAAGGGGGACCAACACAAUAUUAAGAAGGUGGUCAUAAUGUUAUGCCUGAUCGGUGUAUAGUUUGCUAAAUACAUUAGCAGGUGUGUAAAGAAUUGGAUCGAUUUUAGAUCAUUGUAAGUCAC